AUGAACACAUACCCAGCUGAAUAUCUGCUUCAUCCAGUACCUGUACUGGCUGUUUAUGGCCUAUCGGCUGAUCAGACCUCUACAGAGAAUGAAAAAAUACCAACCCAAAAAGACUCUGAAGAGUCAGUCGCCGUUAUUUCAAGCUCUCCCCAAACUCGACCAUCAUCAGGCCGACAAACCCCGGGAAAUAAUGCAUUGAACUUACGAUCCAGCCUAGCUAGCACGCUCCAUUCCCUUCUCCACAACAAACACGACUUCACACUCUACGAAGCUACUCGAUAUCUUCAUCAGAAUUCUGCGAAUGGAGCCCAAGGAAUUCCUCCAUUUAGAGUUCUUUCGAUCAGCAAGGAUUAUACUUUGCCUACACCGUCGUCUUCUGUACACUCUCCACUGUCACCCCUUACACCCCAGUCACCACUUUACCCAGAUGGAAUUAUGAGUCCUUUGUGGAUAACGAAGUACCUCGAAACACCGAGUGUAAUAGUUGGAUUUUACGAGUUGUGGGACUGGUCAAGUGAGCCUGGCCAGGGGUCCAAGCCCGUUAGAGAAACAGGGCCACUUGGGGCACAUGUAAUGAUGGAUCCUACAGAGCGCGAAAAUGAUGUUGCACUUGCCCAGGAAAUCAAUGAUAAGAGAAAGUACUUUCAAGAUAAGGGUAUCAAGUUUUCCGCUGUAAUCCUUCUCAAAAACCGCCAUACUGAAGAUCCGAGUGUGGAAGAACGUUUGAAUUUAAUCAGGAAGCAAUCUGGUUUGGAUGCAAAAAAUUCUUUCUUCACUGUUGCACCUGGUAGUCAUCAUGAUUUACAGGAGUUUGUAAACACCCUUUAUCGAUGUCUUUAUGAAUCUGCUCUUCAGUACUACAGCAAUGUCAUUAAGAAGUUACGCAAGAAGAAAUCUAAACUGCCCUCACCUGCUUCUUCUGCUCGUCCUUCUAUGGCAGACUUAACAUCUAAUGAGCCUCAACCAUUGUCUUCUCAAGGAUGGCAAUUACGCUAUGAUUUGAAGAUUGCUUUUUUCCAAGAGCUUAAACAAGACAUUGAAGCAGCUUUAAAGACAUGUGUUGUAGCUUAUGGAUUGUUGGGGGAUGUUCUUGCUCCAACCUCAUCCGUCACACAAGGCUUGGUAAGUCUUCCUGCACGCGGGAAGCGUUGGACUGAAGCCCGUGCAUUGGCAGAUUGUAUCAAUAUUAAGAUAUGUAGAUUCCACUUAUUUUUAAACGAUCACACUGCUGCUUUUUCACAAUUGAAUGGUCAUCUCCAUUUGUUCCAAACGUAUUCCAGUGCAUGGGGUAUGGGGGAACAGUCGUUCGAAUACUGGGAAUGGCUCUCUAAGCAGUAUCGAAUCUUUGCGGAUGUAAUUGAUUCUGCUAUUCAAGCAGGAUUUAAGAUUCCUCUUCCAACUGCUUACUUGACAAACAAUGGAACCGCUAAUGUACCCGGAAGUCCACUUUUAGGUGGAUCAAAUAAUAAUCUGAGCUCUAAUUCCCAGGUUGUUGGCUGUAAUCCGGGUGCGAUUAUUCAGCACCCAGGCUUUUAUUACCACUUGGCAGCAAUGUGUUGUGCGGAACGACGAAGACGAUUUUUGGAUAUCGAACGGUCCGAGGCAGCAAAAGCAGCAGCAGCAAAUAAGGAAUCUGUGGCACCCAGCCAACUGGAGGUUCUAUUGAGUAAAGAACGCCAGGUGGAUCAUUCGAGUCUGACAAUUGAGUUACUCACCAAGAGUUACGAGCAAUUUAAAAAAUAUCGCAAUGGUCGUAUGACGCUUUAUCUCGCUGCCGAAAUUGCCGGAACUUAUUAUGAGACAGGAAAAUUUGAGAUGGCACUCAAGUUCUUUGAACGGAUUGGAAAAACAUAUCGCAAAGAGAACUGGCAUAUGGUUCUUACUUCUAUUCUGAGAUGGUCACUGCGCUGUGCAAAGGAACUCGGUUCUUGGGAACGCGCAGUCGAGUGUCUGAUAGAACUAAUGGCAGAAGAACUUCCGAUGGCUAAACAGAAGCGCGCUGAUAUCCAAAGAGAGCUUUUUGAUGUCUUAUAUCACAAUGAAGCAUCGAAUACUAUCAAACACGCACCACUUACCAUUGCCAUGGACCAAAUCAAUUCAUUCUUAAAAUGCUCUGUUCAGUUCCUUAAUCAAACGAGUUUUGUAGAUACCCCCGAGCUUUACCAAAUCAGUCUUUCGACAGAUAAAAAUUCACCAGUCCUACCUUUCAGAUUCAAUGCUAUGCGUGUCUUGUUCAGUGAACCACAAUACAACUGUUAUCUCGAGGAUGCAGGCUUAGAUGAGGAAAUGAAGAAAUUAGAUCUUAUUGAUUUUAGCAAAGACAUGACCAAGGCAACAACUGGGGAUUAUGUGGAUUGGUUUACCAAGAAAGUUGAUCUAAGAGUGACUGAACACCAAACUCGCGUAUUCCAAGGGCAAAUUAUAUCCAAAGACUGUGAUGGUAUAAAGAUUGUUGGUGUCUGUCUCGAUCUAAUCUCACCUCAAUGGAAUGUUGCCUUGAGCUAUUCCUUUGAUAAAUUAUCGGAUGAUCAGACAGUGACUCGAAGAAAAUGGCUUGAACCUUCAGGAGAUCCCAGUGGUCGUCCAAAAUUCAGAUUCAUCAGUGGUCGUGGUGAGCUUAGUGCUAUAAAGAUUACACAAAGGCCGCCUCGGAUUCAAUUGUCCAUCCAUCAAUUUUCGCCUGCAUUAUUGGACGAAGAUUUUGAGAUGUGUGUGACAGUGACUAGUGAAGAAACAGAGCGCAUUGAUGUGACACUGUGCAUGGAGAUUAAAAAUGCGGAGGGACAAGCCGGGGAUUAUGCUUGGUUUAAAGAAGCAGGCGAUAAAUCUUUAGAAUCUGCUCGUACAUUUGUGAUUGGGGUUAUUGAGCCUGGACAGUCAGUGUCGACUGUUGUUUAUAUUCACGGAACCGGUAGUGUAGGCCCACGGUUGGUAAACUUGAAGGCAGAAUAUGUGUUAUCAAGUGCCAGUGGCAAGGCACAUGUUCCAAAGGUCGAAAAAAGUGAAUCAGUUACAAUUCCAUUUGUCAGUCCAUUUGAGACUACAUUCGAGUUGUGUGCCCAAGGAGAGGACCAAGGAAAGACGGUGCCAUUUGACCUGAAGAGAACAGAAAAAUGGCUCAUGGUUGCUGCAAUUCAGUGCUGCUCUACAUGGAAUUUAGAUAUCGAGAGCGUUAGACUAGAACAAGAGGCGUUUGAACAUCCUUACACUUUUCUCAAGCUUUUAUCUAAAAUGGACAAUUUCAAAAACCAAGUGUGGAAAACUAGCCAUGUAUACAAUGCAAACUAUCUUUUUAGAUUGUCAACCAUGGAUCUGACAGAAGCUAUGCCUUCUGUGCCUGUCGGGAAUAUCGUGGUACAAUGGAAGAGGCAUGGUCAAGAGGGCGCUUAUUCCAAGACAGUGCUCAAAGCUCCAGCUCUUGAAUUCCAGCAACUUAGCCUUGUGGUGAUUGCUGAUAUUCCUUCCGAGCUUUAUAUGGGAGAGCCGUUCACGCUAACCUACACGAUUCACAACCCCACAAUUAACCUUGCUGAGUACACGGCAUCGAUAGAGUUGAGCGAUGCGUUUGUGUUCUCGGGCUAUAAGCAGUUAAAAGGUCGUGUUUUGCCACUGUCGCGGGCCUCGUAUCAAUACACGUGUUAUCCUCUCGUAGCAGGAAAGGUCAGACUCCCUCGUCUAAAGGUGAUAGCAAAGCAGCAAGGCACAGAAAAAGAGGUUCCGGUCGAGUUGCUUGCUGUUGGCGUAGUGGUUACAUUAGACAAUGCUCUAGAUCAGCAAGUACGACAAACUACAGUCGAACAACAGCCCACUCUUGUCUUUGUGGGUGCAAAGAGACAUUAUUGAGCGCUAAUUUGGUGUAACGAUGACAUUAAACCAGAUGUCCCAUAUAAGC
Molecule: messenger RNA, 3892 nt
Organism: Phycomyces blakesleeanus NRRL 1555(-)
Lineage: Eukaryota; Fungi; Mucoromycota; Mucoromycetes; Mucorales; Phycomycetaceae
Exons: 17
Coding region: 1-3843 (1280 amino acids)
Molecular function (GO): protein binding
Source: RefSeq, a predicted model, not a curated record